AUUCAUAAUCUGAUAUUUUCCAGUAGAUUAUAAUUUACUAAGAUUCUUUAUGAAAUAUUUGGUAAUUUUUACGAUUUUACUUCAUGUUACUUAUGUGUGUGAUAGUAAAAAGCCAAUAUCAUCUCGUAUUGUUGGAGGAAAAGAAACACUUGAGCAUCAAUAUCCUUGGCAAGCAUUUUUAUUAGUUAGUACGAAUGAUCAAACGUUUCAAUGUUCUGGUAGCUUAUUUGCUAGUCGAUGGAUUUUAACAGCCGCUCAUUGCGUUACCUUUUCUGGAACUACAGUAUCCAAUUUACAAGUGAAAGUUUUUCUCGGUGUACACGACCUUAAUGAUUUGUCGUCACAUGUGCAGCAUGGAAUUCGUAAAAUAACUGUCCAUAAAGAUUAUCGUCACGAUUAUCUAACCAAUGUUGAAUACUAUGAUAUAGCUUUAAUUGAACUAUCUCAAGAAGUAGCUCCUUCAAAAAAAAUUCAAAAUGCUACAUUAUCGGUUAGUGAACCCUCUCCAAAUACAAUCUGCUACGUAAGCGGUUGGGGUAAAACGGGGUUCUCUCCAAACUCAAAUGUACUUCGAAGAGUUUCUGUACCUAUUAUUUCGGAUUCCAAAUGUAGACAAAAAUAUACAGACAGCUGGAUAAAAGGCCAUAUGCUUUGUGCUGGUUAUGAUAAUGGUGGUAAAGAUUCUUGCCAAGGAGAUUCGGGUGGACCUUUACAGUGUAUAAUUAGCGGAUCUACUAAUGUUGUAGGUAUAGUCAGCUGGGGAGCUGGUUGCGCUAAACCUGACAAACCGGGAGUAUAUGCGAGUGUACCUCAUUUUCGCGUAUGGAUAGAAGAAACGAUGAAAGGCUUACUAAGUUCCGCCGGUGGUAAGGAGGAGGAAGGUGAAACAUCUAGUAUAGGUUUAAACACGGCUGCAAAAAUAAUAAUUGGUUUUGUUUUUGGAUCAAUCAUUCUAUCUGUCAUUGUAAUCGGCGCAGUAUUCUUGAUUAAAAAAUACAAGUCAGGAAAACGCCGAGUUGAUCCAUCUAAUACUCAACCACAGCAGCAAUCUCAAUUACCAUCUCAAUAUCAAACUCAGUACCAAAAUGGGUUACAACAUCCACUAGCCUAUACUAAUGAAUCGAUGAAUUUUCAACCUUCACCAUUAUAUCAAAAUCAGAACAAUUUUAAGAGACCUAUUCAACAAGCCAACGCUCCAAAUAACCUAUACCAAACACCACAAUCUCAUCUCUACCCACAUAAUUAA
Dimorphilus gyrociliatus is the source of this 1246-nucleotide messenger RNA. NCBI's taxonomy places the organism in Eukaryota, Metazoa, Annelida, Polychaeta, Dinophilidae. The record is from the annotation of a GenBank genome assembly.